CAGCAUACAACCCAAGAAGAAAAAUCCUGAGGAAACCAGCAGGAGGAACGUUUGAAUGCUGUUGAUCUGCUGGAAAUGAAAGAUGAAAGUGAUGAACUGAAUGGACUGGAGGAGACACAUCAGUAUCAGAAACCUCAUCAUUUCAAAAUGGAAGAAAUAUCUUCUGAUUGCUCGGAGAUGAAAAAUACUUCUUCACAAACAUGGCAAUGCACGAAAACAAGAGAAUCUUUCACUUGCCCUCAUUGUGAAGAGGGCUUUGCUUUGAAAAGAGACUUUGAUCUGCACAUAAGAGUCCACACUGGAGAAGAGAUGUUCACCUGCCCUCAGUGUGGAGAACAUUUCUCGUGCGGAGAACAACUUGGAGACCACAUAAGAACUCACAUUGAAGAGCGCCCGUUCUCAUGUCUUCAGUGUGGAAAGAGUUUUAAACAAAAGGAUACACUUAAUACUCACAUGAUAAUUCACACUGGAGAGCGGCCAUACCCGUGUCCUCAGUGUGGAAAGAGUUUUAGAGAGAAUGGCACGCUUAAUAAACACAUGAUAAUUCACACCGGAGAGCGUCCGUACACGUGUGUUGAGUGUGGAAAAAGUUUUAGACGGAAUAAUGCGCUUAAUAACCACAUGAUAAUUCACACUGGAGAGCGCCCGUACACGUGUGUUCAGUGUGGAAAGAGUUUUAGAGAGAAUGGCACGCUUAAUAAACACAUGAUAAUUCACACCGGAGAGCGUCCGUACACGUGUGUUGAGUGUGGAAAAAGUUUUAGACGGAAUAAUGCGCUUAAUAACCACAUGAUAAUUCACACUGGAGAGCGCCCGUACACGUGUGUUCAGUGUGGAAAGAGUUUUAGACAGAAUGGUGCGCUUAAUAACCACAUGAGAAUCCACACUGGAGAGCGCCCAUACACCUGUGUUCAGUGUGGAAAGAGUUUUAGACGGAAUAGUGCGCUCAAUGAACACAUGAGAGUUCACACUGGAGAGCGCCCGUACACGUGUGUUCAGUGUGGAAAGAGUUUUAGACAGAAUGGUGCGCUUAAUGAACACAUGAGAGUUCACACUGGAGAGCGCCCAUACACCUGUGUUCAGUGUGGAAAGAGUUUUAGACAGAAUGGUGCGCUUAAUGAACACAUGAGAGUUCACACUGGAGAGCGCCCAUACACCUGUGUUCAGUGUGGAAAGAGUUUUAGACAGAAUGGUGCGCUUAAUGAACACACGAGAAUUCACACUGGAGAGCGCCCGUACACAUGUGUUCAGUGUGGAAAGAGUUUUAGACACAACGGUAUGCUCAAUGAACACAUGAAAAUUCACACUGUACACUGCCCGUACCCGUGUCCUCAGUGUGGAAAGAGUUUCAGACAGAGCAGGGGGCUUAAUAAACACAUGAAAAUUCACACUGUAGACUGCCCGUACACGUGUCCUCAGUGUGGAAAGAGUUUUAAAGAGAAUGGUGCGCUCAAGGAACACAUGAGAAUUCACACUGGAGAGCGCCCGUAGACAUGUCCUCUGUGUGGAAAGAGUUUUACAAGGAAUGGUAACCUUAACGCCCACAUGAAAAUUCACUCUUGAGACAGUCCUUACACACUCAAACGUUCAACCUGGACAAUUGUAUAGAGAGUUUUCCAAACCUGCAAGAUGCCAAGAACCAUCUGGAUAGAAUGCGUUCAUUGUUGAGGAGUGGAGGAUUUGAUAUUCCACAAUGGAUAAGUAAGAAGCCAGAUCUGAAAGUAUGAACUCUGGAUCAAUAAUGAUCAUUCGGAUCUGACGAAAGGAGCUUGUAUUUAAUAUUUACAAUGCGCAAUAUUUAUAGAUGCUUUGCUAGACAGUAUGUUCUUUUGGGUUAUAUAACCCCUUUUACAACCCGAGCAAAUGUUGGACAAACCUCGCGACUGGGAUGAUUCUGCUAACUGCACACGCAACUCUCCAAACGGACAAGACGUUUAUACUUUACAUGUUUGCCGUUGAGAUCUUCUUUAAAACGACAGGGGUCGCACAAACCAAAUUGUCCUGUAAAUCCGCAGGAAGUAGAAGAAAAGUUGGAAUUUUAUCAGAAUUACGUCAGAUCAUUCAGAAUGGCGUCUUGCGAGCAGCUGCUCGACAAGGAAUGGGAUGAAAAAGGAGAUGGAAUGUUCACCAACUCCAUGCCACAAAACGUGGAGAUGUAGAAUACAUCACUCUUGUGAAGCAGAUGCUUGUGAUGGACGGGGACAUGCAUUUCAAACUGUUGUUUGUUGAUUUAAUACAUAUUUAUAUCAAACUUUUUGUUCACUCUUUCUUUUCUGUGCAUAAUGCAGACACAUUUCUACAUUUUGUUGGUUAGGGACUGCUAAAUGUACAUUGCCAUAGAUUAACCCAUUGGAUAUCUGUAUGUUAUAUAAAAUCAGAAGAUAUAAGAACGUUUCAAAAGAGCCAUGUUGAUUAAUAUUGUUUUAUUCUGUAUACGAUAUAAAACAGACACAUUGAUCAUAAAAGAUGUCUGUACAGGGAGACCUGUUAAGCCAAAAUCCCUUCAAAGCUGUUCAUGUUGCUCACUGAGCUCACUGGCCGAUCGGACCCCGAUUCGCUCUUCUGAGCGCUCCCCAACCGGCGGUGGCAAGGUCAGGGAAGAGGAGCACAAAGUGUUAUUGGUUACACCACACUGGCCUAAACGCACUUGACUUCAGAGUUGAUGCUCUGGACAAGGACAUGUUCUGGCAUCCCAGAUCAGACCUCUGGAACCUCCAUGUCUGGUUUCUAGAUAGGACGAGAAUGUCCUGAGAUGGCCCACUCCCCUUCUACUAGGUGGUUAUACACUUCUAGAUUGCGCCUCUUCUCGUCCUGGUGUCUCUCUCAAGGAAGAGACCCACUGAGGUGCUCGAUCGGAAUCGUGUUGUCCUUCUUUAGAGAUUGGAGACUAACAUCUCCCCUCCACACUGAAUGUUUAUGUAGUUUCUAUCGCCAAUCAUCACGACUCAGUUGAUGGAAAGUUUCUAGGGCAGCACGACCUGGUCACCCGGUUCCUAAGGGGCGUGAGAGGGCGGAAUCCGCCUUAUCUCCGCUCCAUACCCUCUUGGGACCCUAACCUCGGAGGUUCCGAUCUUCCUCACCUGAGGAGUAAGACGGCCCUCCUGAUGGCGCUUGCUUCCUUCAAGAGGGUAGGGGACCUCCAAGCAUUCUCUGUGUCUCCGGAUUGCCUUUUAAUUCGGCCCUGGCAACUGUCACGUUAUCUUGAGACCAAGGCCCGAUAUGUGCCCAAAGCCCAAAGUGGUGAACUUGAAGGCGCUCCCCAUCGGGGAGGAAGACCCAACCACAUCUGUGUUGUGUCCUGGACCGCACGCAGAGCUUCAGGAGCUCUAACCAGCUCCUUGUCUGUGUGGAGCGUGGCAAGGCAAGGCAAGGCAAUUUAUUUAUAUAGCACAUUUCAUACACAGUGGCAAUUCAAAGUGCUUUACAUAGAAUAAAUUAAAAUAAUAAAAAGAAAUAAGA
Triplophysa dalaica is the source of this 3459-nucleotide messenger RNA. RefSeq names its product gastrula zinc finger protein XlCGF57.1-like. The record is from RefSeq and is a predicted model, not a curated record. Gene Ontology annotation, cellular component: nucleus. The transcript has 2 exons. The coding region runs from base 76 to 1491 and encodes 471 amino acids. Lineage: Eukaryota; Metazoa; Chordata; Actinopteri; Cypriniformes; Nemacheilidae.